This is a messenger RNA of Rotaria sp. Silwood2, 2091 nucleotides long. NCBI's taxonomy places the organism in Eukaryota, Metazoa, Rotifera, Eurotatoria, Philodinida, Philodinidae. The record is from the annotation of a GenBank genome assembly.
AUGUGUCGCAACUAUUAUCGAGGCAACCUACAAGAAUGUAAAAUGAUUGACGAAUUUGAACAUCAUUAUCAACCGAACGAAGCCAUUCAAUGGUACACGAAACAAUCAUUCAUUUAUAAACUUGUUAACAAGGCACUGAAGUGUGAAGACAUUGAUAUGCUGUAUGCGUUUCGAUUCUUUAUUGGAGAGUUAUCGGAAAGUCUCAGUCGUGAACAUGAAAAUAUGGCUUCAUCUGGAAAACGAGCAUUGACAGUUUAUCGUGGAGGAAAACUAUGUGAUAAUGAACUGAAAAAUAUCAAAGAUAAUAUCGGUAAGGUCAUCUCGAUGAAUGGAUACUUGUCCACCAGCCGACAUCGUUCACGGGCGCUGAGAUUUGCUACAAAGUUGACGAAACGCACCAAUGUUGUUCCAGUUCUAUUCAAAAUUCGGGUGCAACAACCGGAUAACGGUAUCGUCUUUGCUGACGUAGAUAAAUUCAGUGAGUUUCCCGCCGAAAAGGAAGUUCUGUUCGAUCUAAACACUGUAUUUCGCAUUGACAGUAUUCGAAACGAUGCUGAUGUGAAAGUAAUCAAAAUGAGCGCAUCAAAUGAAGGACAAGCCAUCACGGAAAAUUAUAUCCAAGUGAUACGUUUAUUAGCUGCAAAUAUGAGCGUUGCUGUCAUGUUCGGACGUCUAAUGUGCGAUAUGGGUCAGUAUGAGAAGUCUCUGAAGUAUUUCGAAAAAUUAAUGGCUAAUCCACAUGGUGAAGAUCUGGCAUGGAUCGAACACAAUAUUGGCCGAGCACUGGAUUUCAAAGGGGAAUGGGAUGCUGCACGAACAUAUUAUGAAAGCGCCUACAAGCGAAUGAUGAGUGUCGAUCCGCCGCGUAUCAAGGAUUCAGCGUAUGUACUCACCAGUAUUGGUUGCGUCUUUCGCAAAGAAGGUAGAUUUCAAGAAGCACUUAAAUCAUUUCAAAAAUCGUUGGCAAUACGUGAGAGAUGCUACUCUUGUGACCAUCUUGACAUUGCCGAAAAUUUAAACAAUAUGGGCUGUGUUCUUCGUCGACUCGGAAAGUAUGAAGAAGCUAGAAAGUUCUUUCAAAGGGCAUUGAAUGUGCGAGAACAGCAUUUUCCUAACGGCCAUUCCGAUAUUGCUCAGAGUCUCAACAAUAUCGGUACCAUCCUUGAAUCACAACGGCUUGAUAGAGAUGCUCUCUCCUACUUUGAAAGAGCGCUCACGAUGCAGAGGCAGUUUUUUGUUGAUGAUCAUCCUGACAUCGCUCAUACUCUUAACAAUAUUGGUCGAGUUCACAAGACAGCAGAGAAUUUUGAGAAAGCACUCGAAUUCUAUCAAGAAGCAUUAAAAAUACGACAGAAAUGUUAUUCAUCUGAACAUCCUGAGAUUGCCGAUAGUCUCAAUAGCAUCGGUUGUGCUCUACUUGGUCAAAAUAAAUUUAAUGAAGCCAUAGGUCUCUUUCAACAAUCUUUAGCAAUACAAAAGAAAUGUUAUCUCAUUGGACAUCCCGACAUCGUUCAGAGUCUCAACAAUAUGGGUUGUGUUCAAGAGAGACAGAGAAAUUAUGAUGAAGCGCUUCAACUCUACGAAGAUGCACGAAGAAUGCGAGAGAAAUGUUAUCCUAAUGGUCACCCGGAUUUUGCCGAUAGUCUGACACACAUCGGUCAUGUCUAUGAAAUGAAAAGACGAUAUGAGAAUGCCCUCAAAUUUUAUCGAGAGGCAGUCAUGAUACAAGAAAAAUAUUAUUCUGGUGGUCAUCCGGACACGGCAAAGUAUCUAAAACAUAUUGGUCGUGUACUGACGACACAGGAAAAGUAUAACGAAGCCUUAGAAACUUUUGACCAAGCCUUAACAAUACAAGACAUUUCUUUCCACGACGGUCAUCCCGAGACCGUUCAUAUUCUCACAAGCAUCGGUGAGAUUCUCACAAAACAAAAUAAGUAUAACACGGCCCUUGAAAUCUGGAAACGAGCACUUACGAUGCAGCAAAAGUAUAAACAAAAUGAUCAUCCUGACACUAUUCAUAUAAUCAGUCGUAUUAGUGGAAUUGAAACAAUAUUAGCAAAGCAUUGUGAAACUGACACAACUGUGCUGUAA